Pungitius pungitius (ninespine stickleback) is the source of this 2143-nucleotide messenger RNA. RefSeq names its product rho-related GTP-binding protein RhoA-C-like. The transcript has 5 exons. The record is from RefSeq and is a predicted model, not a curated record. NCBI's taxonomy places the organism in Eukaryota, Metazoa, Chordata, Actinopteri, Perciformes, Gasterosteidae. Bases 59 to 640 code for a protein of 193 amino acids. Gene Ontology annotation, molecular function: protein kinase binding; GTPase activity; GTP binding. Gene Ontology annotation, biological process: small GTPase-mediated signal transduction. Gene Ontology annotation, cellular component: cytosol.
GGGCGGAGCUUUCCGGUCGGUCAGGAAGAGGAGAAAGGCGGACACAGAACGUCAAGCGAUGGCAGCCAUCAGGAAGAAGUUGGUGAUAGUCGGGGAUGGUGCAUGUGGGAAGACCUGUCUGCUCAUCGUCUUCAGCAAGGACCAGUUCCCAGAGGUCUACGUGCCCACCGUGUUUGAGAACUAUGUGGCAGACAUUGAGGUGGACGGCAAACAGGUAGAGCUUGCGCUUUGGGACACAGCCGGUCAGGAGGACUAUGACCGACUGAGGCCUCUCUCCUACCCUGACACUGAUGUUAUUCUCAUGUGCUUCUCUGUAGACAGCCCUGACAGUUUAGAGAAUAUUCCGGAAAAGUGGACCCCUGAAGUGAAACACUUCUGUCCAAAUGUUCCCAUUAUUCUGGUGGGCAAUAAAAAAGAUCUGCGCAACGAUGACCACACCAGACGAGAGCUCGCCAAAAUGAAACAGGAGCCAGUGAAAUGCGAAGAUGGCAAAGAGAUGGCAAACCGCAUCAGUGCCUACGGCUACCAGGAGUGCUCUGCCAAAACCAAAGACGGUGUGAGGGAAGUCUUUGAGAUGGCAACUCGGGCAGCACUGCAGGCCAAGAAGCGUGGCAGGAGGUCCAACUGCGCUCUGUUAUAGGCUCUGGGAGAAGAGGGAGCUGCCUUCAAGCACAGAUAGAAAGGGAGAAAAUUGGGGAGGGGCCGAAAACAUUUUGCUGUUGCUCAAUUUCUUAUCAACCAUUUAUCCUCAACAAAAGUAAAGCAGGUCUUAAAUUAUUUGAUAGGCUCCCUACACCUUCCUCUGCCUAUAUAUUGGAUUUUGUGCCAUUUUGCUCUCUAUCAAAAACCUUCAGAUCCAAAAGCAGGUGGCGAGGAACGAUUUGUAAACGUGGUGGAAAUGUGCUACGAUGGGAAUGAAGAGAGAAAGGGUCCUCAGCAGGCCAAAGACCAUGGGGACAGAGAGAAAGAGAGAGAGAGACACACACGGAAAAAAUACAUUAACAUAGAAUUGGUUUUUAAUUAAGACUUUGUCAAAGUGGAUUUUACACAGUAUCGCCUACGUGUAGUGCCUUGAGAGCAGCGGCCAAGAAGAUUAUGUUGUGGGUUUGAAAUUGAAAUUACUAAGCUAGGAUAUUUUUUUCUAAUUUGGAGUCUCCACACAUGACAUUUGAAAAUGUCCCCCUAACCCCACCUCACCCCACCUUGCCCGCCCGCCCGCCUCUGUCAUUGGCUAUGCUCAUUCAGGCCCAUAUUCUGACUCGGGCGCUAUGCAGAGGUAUGCCUAAACUAGAUUGUAUGAUAUAUUUUCCCAUACCUAAUUACUUGCCUGUACUUUAGAGAGAGAGAGUGUGUGUGAGUGAGCGAGCUUGCGCACGUGAUUGCGCACGCAACUGUAUGGUGGUUUGCUUUCUCCAGUGCAGAUCUGCAUGCGGUGAAUGUGUGUAGAUUUUUUUUUGUGUGUGUGUGUAUUAACAUGUGUGUCUAUGUACUGUAUGCAUGGUAAGGUCUUAUGCGUUACUGACCUAACUCCUUUGUUUCCAUGCCAAAGUUACCCAUGAUGACCACUUUUUGUGACGAAGAUGGGUAAUGGAAUUAACAGCUACUCAGUGACAUAGAAACUUUGGGCAUUGUAUAUCUAGAGGCACAAUCAGGUUAAACAUGAGUUUUUAGGACCUUUUUUGUGUGUACAGGAAAUUCAUUUGAUUGUGUUAAUCAGUGGGUCAAAUCUUGAGUGAUGUAGUUAAGUUGAAUAUUCUUUCAGAUUGAUUAUAUAUUUGUGUUGUUACCAUAAUGUCUAUCAUGUACUGUAUGUCUUACACAGCUUUGUAAGAUGUUAAUGUGUUUUUCGAAUUUGCCUUUUACUCUAUUCCCAUCCCUUCUUCAAUGAUGUUGUCUGUAUUGUACUAUAACUUUUUAUUGUUGAUGUCUCUAAUUUUCUUAGUAUAUCUUAAUUAGUUUACUUAAUCCUGCUGUUAUGAUCAAUUUAUGUCAGUUUAAUGAUAAAUUGUAACCGUUUAGUUAAUUGAAGUUAAUGCUUGGGGUGCAAGGCUAAAAUGGUUUUGGAGAUGGGCCUUUUUUGUAUUGUGACCUAUUAUGGUUUUUCUUUACGGAUUGUUUUCCCCAAAUAAAGCUGAUAAUAGUU